Ostrea edulis (European flat oyster) is the source of this 1139-nucleotide messenger RNA. RefSeq lists its product as uncharacterized. The transcript is spliced from 9 exons. The coding region runs from base 177 to 1139 and encodes 320 amino acids. NCBI's taxonomy places the organism in Eukaryota, Metazoa, Mollusca, Bivalvia, Ostreida, Ostreidae. The record is from RefSeq and is a predicted model, not a curated record.
UUUUAAUUAUACAUUAAAUAAAUAUAAACGAGGAUAAAACAUGGUCUGUGGCGAAAUUUGAUACCUAACGCCAUUAUAUCUAUUAGUUAGAUCUUUUAAAAGUUUUACAAAACAAAUCGUUUUACUUUCAUUCGUGUAAUGAAUAAGAAGAGAUCAUUAAAGUUUUGUAGUUUAAAAUGGAGUGGACUUCAUUGUUAGUGGUGUUAUUGCCUAUCUGUGAUCGGAGUUUAAUCUCCAAAGCUUGUAAUCUGCCUUCUGAUUGGACGGGUACGUGGGUGGAUAGCUUCUCUCUGACAUACGUCACGUUCAGCAGUAGCCAGGUGUUAACAGGAUGGGAAAUAUCAACCCACGGUGGUUUUGCCAUUCAGACAUGGUCAUGUAUCAGUCACGAUGUCUCAAACAGCCUGCUGCUAUUAAAAAGUGAUCAAUCGUCCAGCUCCUUUGGAAUCGCACUUCAUGCAUACCGCUGCGUUGAGUAUACCAAAAUAACGACUUACUCCUAUCGAUACAGUGUAAAAAAUAAUAUUGAAGGGAAUUACAGAAUGUUAGUGAAUGAUACGGACGGGACAACUUCUUCUUAUUGCGAUGUAACACCCCCAACAUACGAAUAUCACUUCAUGGUUAAAAACGACAGCACACAGCUGAUCAGCGAGGCAUGUCCAGAUAUACUGAGAACUUCCUUUAAUUACACGUUUAAUGACGGGUCCACAGAAGUUUGCAGUUCCGGAAGUUUAAGUUUCUGUGAUCAGACAACCACAGGGGCCUUCAACUACUCUGUAUGCUCGUCAGAGAUGGCAUAUUCUAAGGAAGGAGGUGUUCGAUGCAUUCGAAGCGUAACUGAUGGAUCUAAACAUUACAUUCUUCUUUUCAACACAGGGAUAAUAGAUUUUGUUACAUAUUUUCCCUUUACUUGCAUUGCAAUGGAGCAGAGCGGGACAGCAUUUUAUAUAAGUGAUAGUCGUGGAAGCUGCGCUAACAAUCAGAUCCCAACCACCAAAACAAAUGAUGGGCGAGGGACCCUUGUUAUGUUCAAGGAUGGAACAUGUGAAGAGGACUCUGACCGGACGAAUUCCGCCAGCUCUGACUACUCCUAUCAAGUACCAGCGCUAACACUUAAAUAUGAGAGAAACAUCGUGUAG